GUGAAAGCGCACCUUCCACAGAAACGGCAUCGGUUUGCGCGAGAGCGCGACGAAGAUGGGCACAAGAGUGUCAUUAUUUUAACUCAUAUUAACGCCAUAGUUAGUUUUAUACAAGAUGUUUGCGCGUAAUAUUGAGUAAUGAGCGAGCGGAGGCUCUCAGGAGACCGUUAAUGUUUGUCCUCGUCUAAAGUUGAUCACUGAAGUUGAAGUAAGGUUAGCUUAGCUAGCAUCUCUCUCUCUGCUCGGCUCGAUCCUGAGGAAAAUAUGGUGUCCUGGAUUAUAUCAAGAUCUGUCGUGCUGGUUUUUGGAAACCUCUACCCAGCGUACUGCUCUUACAAAGCAGUGAAAACCAAAAACGUCAAAGAAUACGUGCGAUGGAUGAUGUACUGGAUUAUUUUUGCCCUGUUUACAGUAGUGGAGACCGUCACCGAUCUAACCGUAGCCUGGUUUCCCCUCUAUUACGAGAUCAAGGUUGCGUUUGUGAUCUGGCUUCUGUCUCCCUACACAAGAGGAGCUAGUGUCAUCUACAGAAAAGCACUUCAUCCUCUGCUGUCCUCCAAAGAAAGGGAAAUUGACGACUACAUUGUCCAGGCGAAAGAGCGAAGCUAUGAGACCAUGGUGAACUUUGGCAAGCAGGGCCUGACCAUCGCUGCAACUGCUGCUGUGUCUGCUGCUGUCAAGGGUCAAGGUGCCAUCACAGAGAAGCUUAGGAGCUUCAGCAUGCACGACCUUACCCAGAUCCCUCAUGACGACGCGUAUUCAUCAUACAGCUCCAACCCAGCCAGAAGAGCCAUCAUGGACCAGCCCGACGGAGCUGAGUAUUAUCAUGGUGAUGACGAUGACAGGAGUGAUGACGAGGGUAAACCUGUGUACUCUGAAGAUGAAGCUGUGUCUCAUCAUGGGCUCAGACGAUCUCAGAGCGUCAGAAUCACCCGCUCAAAACUGCGCAGAGAUGCACGCUAUGGAUCUCUGAAGAUCAAAGGGAAGAAAAGACCAGCACUCAAUGCCAUGGCUGACUACUGAUGUGUGGGAAGAUGUGUCCACUUUAUCAGACAACCAAUGUGUUCAUAUUCUUCUCUUUCCAUAAGGGUUGUGGACUUUAUUUUUUUCUUUUUCAUGGAUAUACCAGCGGAUCUAUUUAUUACUUCUACCAGCAAGUGUGUACAUACAGUGAGUAUCGUGAGUUAGAGUAGUAUAUGAAACGUAUGGGGUUUGACUGAUGGGUGUAUUUGUAACGGAUGGCUUUAUUGGUCUGAAUUUGACAUUCAGAUGUCUUUAGCUCCAGUAUUUGUAUUUAGAC
Messenger RNA from Sinocyclocheilus grahami, 1300 nucleotides. RefSeq names its product receptor expression-enhancing protein 3. Gene Ontology annotation, cellular component: endoplasmic reticulum membrane; endoplasmic reticulum tubular network; cytoplasmic microtubule. The transcript has 8 exons. Lineage: Eukaryota; Metazoa; Chordata; Actinopteri; Cypriniformes; Cyprinidae. Bases 265 to 1023 code for a protein of 252 amino acids. The record is from RefSeq and is a predicted model, not a curated record. Gene Ontology annotation, molecular function: microtubule binding. Gene Ontology annotation, biological process: endoplasmic reticulum tubular network organization.